GUAGCAUAUACGGUAAACCCCCACGCCGGCGCCGUUCCGUAUUCGUUCCCGCCUUGAUUUAUUGACCUUUGCAGAACCGGAAACGACGGUGAACCAUUGAAGCCGCCGUCUCCCGGAGUCGGAGCAGAUAGACAGGAGCGAUGUGCGGUCGAACACGGUGUACUCUCCGAGUAGAUGAUUUUCCACGCGCCUGCCACCUCUCCGGCCGCCGCAUCCGUCAUCUCAACACGGACCGGUACCGGCCGUCGUAUAAUGUUUCGCCGGGGUUCAAUGUUCCGGUGGUUCGGAACGAAGACGAUCCCAAUCACGACGGUGCUGUUAUUCACUCCAUGAAAUGGGGGCUAAUUCCCAGUUUCACUAAGAAGAACGAAAAGCCAGACCACUACAAAAUGUUCAAUGCUCGAUCUGAAUCGAUAAAGGAGAAGGCUUCUUUUCGCCGUCUUCUCCCGAAAAAUAGAUGCCUGGUUGCAGUUGAGGGAUUUUAUGAAUGGAAAAAGGCUGGAUCGAAAAAACAACCUUAUUAUAUACAUUUUAAGGAUGGUCGCCCUCUUGUCUUUGCUGCUCUUUUUGAUUCCUGGAAGACUGCAGAAGGAGAAAUUCUUUACACGUUCACUAUUGUGACAACUUCAUCAUCAUCAGCUUUGGGAUGGCUCCAUGACAGGAUGCCUGUGAUCUUUGGCAACAAGGAGUCGUCUGACUUGUGGCUAAAUGGUUCUCCAUCGUUCAAUUUUGAUACGAUACUAAAACCAUACGAAGAGUUAGAUCUGGUUUGGUAUCCUGUGACACCUGAAAUGGGCAAAUCUUCAUUUGAUGGACUUGAAUGCAUUAAGGAGAUAAAACUCAAGCCCGAUGAGACCAAAUCAAUCUCGCAAUUUUUCUCCAAAAAGGUAGAUAAAGGCAGACAAGAGGCGACUCAUGGCCAAGUCAAAAAUGAAGAGCCUGCAAACACUGAUCAGCAACAAAGCAUGAAAGAAGAACCCGAGACGCAAAACCAUCAUCACACGAACCCAGAUGUCGCCACUGCAGAUCCAAUAAGGGUGAUUGGUUGUGACCAGAAGAACUUGAAAGAGGAGGGUGAAAGUUUGAUGAACAAAAACGAUGAUGUCUCUACUCUUCAAAGGCAGGAAACCAUUAUUAAACCAAAGAGAGGCCACGGGGAGCUUUCGGAUGAUAACAAUCCAUCCACUGGUAGGAGUUACAGGCAUAUCACCCCACCUAAAAAGAAAGGCACAAAUGCCAGUGACAAGCAGCCUACAAUCUUUUCUUACUUUGGAAGAAGCUAGUAUUGAUUUUGUUUCUAUGCUUUAUCUACAUGUAUAUUGGGAUGUAUGGAUGAAACUAAGUGUAUGUUUUUGUAGAAGAAACAACUGAAACUCUGUUGAAUUUUGGGUGGUAAGGUAGCUAUCUAUUUAACCAUUCUCGAUUCCAACCUGAA
This is a messenger RNA of Ipomoea nil (Japanese morning glory), 1435 nucleotides long. Its product is annotated as putative SOS response-associated peptidase YobE. Gene Ontology annotation, biological process: DNA damage response. Bases 141 to 1283 code for a protein of 380 amino acids. Gene Ontology annotation, molecular function: single-stranded DNA binding. Lineage: Eukaryota; Viridiplantae; Streptophyta; Magnoliopsida; Solanales; Convolvulaceae. The transcript has 8 exons. The record is from RefSeq and is a predicted model, not a curated record.